Penicillium alfredii is the source of this 1620-nucleotide messenger RNA. Its product is annotated as heat shock factor family protein. The coding region runs from base 1 to 1620 and encodes 539 amino acids. The record is from RefSeq and is a predicted model, not a curated record. Gene Ontology annotation, biological process: regulation of DNA-templated transcription. The transcript is spliced from 7 exons. NCBI's taxonomy places the organism in Eukaryota, Fungi, Ascomycota, Eurotiomycetes, Eurotiales, Aspergillaceae. Gene Ontology annotation, molecular function: sequence-specific DNA binding; DNA-binding transcription factor activity.
AUGAGUGGCCUCGCCGAUCCUCCAUCCAGAAACGCAAUUCCCGGCGCAGACGCCCGGGGCAGGACUCGAAAUCUUCCUGUUCUCUCGUCUUCCGGUCAUCAUUCAUCCGGAGCGAUGGAAAUUACUCCUUCUUCGCCCGCGAUGGGCGGUGGCGCCCCCGCCCACGGCAGCCCCGAUGGCGACCGGACCAACGCAAUCAACACCAAUGGCUCCGAAGCCGCCGGUAACAAUAUCUCCAACCCAGCAAUUGGAGCUGCAGCGGCAGCUCAGCAACCAAAAGUGGUGCAAACUGCAUUCAUUCACAAGCUCUACAACAUGCUCGAAGACUCCAGUAUUCAACAUCUGAUAUCUUGGUCGAGUACCAACGAUAGCUUUGUCAUGUCUCCAACUUCAGAGUUCUCGAAAGUCCUAGCUUCGUACUUUAAGCACACCAAUAUCUCUUCCUUCGUCCGACAGCUCAAUAUGUACGGGUUUCACAAAGUGAGCGAUGUGUUUCAUACAGGGUCCCCAGACUCUGCGCUUUGGGAGUUUAAACAUGGGAAUGGCAAUUUCAAGCGAGGUGAUCUAGUUGGUCUACGUGAGAUCAAACGUCGCGCUUCCCGGCAUGCUCUGAUCCAUCGAGACUCGUUCCCUGGUCACAAAGCUCCUGUGUCGCAGCCCGGGACACCUGCGGAACCCAUCCCGGAUGCGACUGAAGCCAGGCUGAUGAACUUGGAACACACCCUUUAUGACAUGCAUAAUCGUUUAUCUCGUGCCGAGGAAGGCAACGCGGCGCUGAAUUCGAGAUGCCAGGGCAUGGCCGAAAGUCUCACAAAGUGCUACAAUUGGACGCAUUCUAUUUCGCGAUUUCUGUCGGUCGUUGUGCCCGACAGGGAGAGCUCUCUCUUCCGAGAUGUCUCCAACAUGCAGAGAGAAGUCGAAAAACACAUUGAAACCGUUCGCGCCCUCGAGAACCCCCAAGAGCCGCUCAUGCCGCCGCGGCAGCCGUACUUUGCGAAUAUACCUGUUGAAUCGGGCCCGCCGCUGUCCCCGCGCCAAUUACCCCAGGACGAUGGUCGUCGACAGUCUAUAAUGGAUCCUUCUCGAUCAAGCAUGAUUCGGCCGCCCGUGCCCCCGCAUCUUGCUGUCCACCCCCGUUCCGCCACCACAGCCAAUGCCCCAUCCGCUUUCGAUCUCGACUCCCCCGGGCCUAACCUCGCCCGCCGCCACACUUCCGCGGACAUUCGGCAGCAUGGUUGGUCGCCAUCGGCUGCUUCUCCUUUCCCUCCUGGCAACCCCGCUAGUGGCCCAUGGCCUCCGUCGCCGCAUCGGACGCCGGUAUCAAGUGAUCAGCAGGUUCGCGACGUGUUGGCUCAGUACGAAAUGGGUGCUCCCCGGCGCUUUCAGGAAUCUCGUCAUGCUACUCCGCCCGCGAAUGUCGAGCCCUCCCCAUCUUUGCUCGGCGUUGACAAUGGCUGGACGUUAGGGGGAUCCCGAUACCCUCGGCACGAAUCCUCACUACCCGCAACCCGCCGUUCCAGCAUGGCAAGCAACGUGCAUUCGCUGCUUAACCCUGCUGAUACUGCCGAAAGACCCGAUGAGGACCAACAGGAUGACCGCAAGCGAAAACGGCUGGAGUAA